Molecule: messenger RNA, 1092 nt
Organism: Eimeria acervulina
Lineage: Eukaryota; Apicomplexa; Conoidasida; Eucoccidiorida; Eimeriidae
Product: WD-40 repeat protein, putative
Exons: 6
Coding region: 1-1092 (363 amino acids)
Biological process (GO): mRNA splicing, via spliceosome; DNA repair
Cellular component (GO): cytoplasm; Prp19 complex; U2-type catalytic step 1 spliceosome
Molecular function (GO): protein binding; ubiquitin protein ligase activity
Source: RefSeq, a predicted model, not a curated record
AUGCUGCUGCGUUUGGUUAGGAAGCAGCUGGCGCAUGCACUGUAUCAGCAAGAUGCAGCAACACGCGUCAUUGCGAGGCUGCUGAAGGAGAGAGACGCAGCUCAGCAGCAGCUGCAGCAGCAGCAGCAACUGGUGCUGCAGCUGCAGCGUUCUGCUGCUGCUGCUGCAGACAGCGCAGACGCGGACCUCGGUAUGUGCAGCAGCAAUAGCGGCAACAACAACAACAACAACAGCAGCAGCAGCAGCAGCAACAGCAGCAGCAGCACCAGUUUUAGCAUCAUCCCUUACGACUCCCACUGCGGAUUCACAGCAGCACGUGGCGUCUUCAAGGUAGCAGCAGAUACAAAUCCUGCACGACAUGCAGCAGUGUUUGGCAGCAGCAGCAGCAGCAGCAGCGGUGAAGGCGGCGGCUCUUCUGGUGAAUCUGCAGCAGCAGCAGCAGGAGAAGAAGGCGCAGCAGCAGCAGCAGCAGCAGCAGCAGGAGUCGGAGGAGGAGAAGGAAAGGUAAUUAGUGUCUCUUCAGGUGCUGACGGGGCUAUCGUCUUCUUCAAUCUUCAUGAGCAGAAACAAAUAGCAAAAGUCCAAGCGCAUGCAAAAGCAUGCAGGACAUUUUUGCUUCACCCAACAGAGCCCCUUGUUAUAUCGGGUUCAGAUGAUAAAACUGUGAAGAUAUGGCGGGGAAGCAACGACUUCAGCAGCUCUUUUACUUUGGGUGUUGCACUGAGGAGACAGCGGGGUGAUAUAUGCGGCUUAGCUCUGCAUCCUUUGAACGAUUAUUUUGCUGCUGCUGCUGCUGACAGCACGUGGAGCUUCAUAGGAAUAAAGGAGGGCAGAUAUUUAUCAGUUUAUAAAGAUCUUUCGUCUCAGUAUUCAUCUUUAGCUUUUCAUCCUGACGGUAUGAUAAUGGGUGGAGGCGGCGUCGACGGAAACAUUUAUAUUUGGGAUAUGAAGGGGCAGCAGCAAAGAGCAGCACUUCAAGGGCACUCAGAUCGCAUAACUAAAUUAACUUUUUCAGAGAACGGCUACUACCUUGCUACUGCAAGUGCUGACGGAACGGGUGAGGGAGAAGGGCUCCUUAGCCACCGUCUCUGA